UUUCUUUUUAGCUGUAUAUGCUUUCUGAUGAAUGUUAUGCUAUUGCAACAGGGCGAUCCAUUAUACGUUAAGGUUAACAAGCUAUCAUCUACAAAGACACAACUUCCAUAUGACUAUUAUUACUUAAAUUACUGUAAGCCUGAGAAGAUUAUGAACAAUGCUGAAAAUUUGGGAGAGGUUCUUAGAGGUGAUCGCAUCGAGAAUUCAGUUUAUACUUUCAAUAUGAGAGAGGAGCAACCUUGCAAAGUAGCCUGCCGGAAAAAGCUUAAUGCUGAGCAAGCGAAGAACUUCAAGGAGAAAAUUGAUGAUGAAUACAGAGUAAACUUGAUUCUUGACAAUCUUCCAGUUGCUGUUCUUAGGCAAAGGAGGGAUAAUAGUCAAUCAAUCACUUAUGAACAUGGAUUUCGUGUCGGUUUCAAGGGAAAUUAUCAAGGGAGCAAUGAGGAGAAGUAUUUCAUACAUAACCACUUGAGCUUCCGUGUUAUGUAUCACAAAGAUUCUGAAACUGAUCUAGCCCGAAUAGUAGGAUUUGAGGUCUCACAAAACAGGUAUUUUUCUAUUAUUCAUUUGACCUUGUUGUCAACAUUUCAGACUUUACUUUUAUUGACAUUUCUAUUAGAGCAUAUAAUAUACUAGAUAUGAUA
Impatiens glandulifera is the source of this 644-nucleotide messenger RNA. RefSeq names its product transmembrane 9 superfamily member 7-like. Gene Ontology annotation, biological process: protein localization to membrane. Bases 28 to 636 code for a protein of 202 amino acids. The transcript has 4 exons. NCBI's taxonomy places the organism in Eukaryota, Viridiplantae, Streptophyta, Magnoliopsida, Ericales, Balsaminaceae. Gene Ontology annotation, cellular component: membrane. The record is from RefSeq and is a predicted model, not a curated record.